UCUGCCCCACCAUGGCGUACAACAAAGGCUUCAAUCCAGAUAAGCUGCCUGCGCACGCGGAGCCUGAGCAGGCUGCUGCUCUCCUCUCGCAAAACUCAGCCUCGUCGCGCCCGCCCCGGACCUCGUCGGCGCGCCCUGACUACAACAAACCUCCCCCGCCUGCACCAAGCGGCCGACCAGACCUCCGCCCAGAGCACCGAUACGGCGGCGGAAGCAGUGGAGGCUACGACAGCAGACCUCCUCCAGGCGCAUACAACGACCCGCGUUACGAGGGGCGCGGUAAUAGCCCCCGAUUCGAUCGUGAUCCCCGCCACGACGGCUACGGCUCUCCUCCACCACAGAACUACGGUCACGGGCCCCCACCGCAGGGCUACCAUGGCCGACCGCCCAUCGCGCAACGGCCACCGCCCACACCUGCUCCACCGAGGGAUGCGAAUGAUAGGGAGGCGCUGUGGAGGUUGUUCGGUGCGGUGGACAAGGAUGGAAGCGGGAACCUGACCGAAGCGGAACUGAGGACCGCCCUUGUGAACGGAGAUUGGUCGCCUUUCGAUCCUCAUACCGUGCGCAUGAUGAUUCGAAUGUUUGACACCGACCGCUCAGGCGCUGUCAACUUUGAUGAGUUCUGUGGCCUGUGGGGCUUCCUCUCCGCAUGGCGCGGCCUCUUCGACCGCUUCGACGCCGACCGCUCAGGUAGCAUCUCCUACAGCGAGUUCAGCGAAGCCCUCGUCGCAUUCGGCUACCGCCUCUCGCCCCAGUUCGUGCGGCUACUCUACAGCACGUAUGACAGGCGGGGUGACAACAACAUGAGCUUCGACCUGUUUGUGCAGGCGUGCAUCAGUCUGAAGCGCAUGACAGAUGUGUUCAAGAAAUAUGACGACGAUCGGGAUGGGUAUAUCACGCUGAGCUUCGAGGAGUUCCUGACAGAAAUCAUCCGCCAGCGAUAAUACUACGGAUCUUUUGGAUCACGCAUCAUGAGCGUGCCCGGUCCAUUGCGCCCGAUGUGGCCUGUUCGGCCUUUGGAAGUGCUUUGGCCCAUCUGCAGGGAUCAUGUACCUCGGGGACUCUCAAUGCAGGACUGCUUCCUGGACGACCCGAUUGUGGAAUCCGGGCAGCAGCACUGGUUUGGAUAAAGGCCUGAUUUGUCACGAAUUUCAAUCUUCUCGACGCAGUGGACACUGCUCAGCUACCUAGACAUACACACGAG
Molecule: messenger RNA, 1204 nt
Organism: Trematosphaeria pertusa
Lineage: Eukaryota; Fungi; Ascomycota; Dothideomycetes; Pleosporales; Trematosphaeriaceae
Product: EF-hand
Exons: 7
Coding region: 12-944 (310 amino acids)
Molecular function (GO): calcium ion binding
Source: RefSeq, a predicted model, not a curated record